Molecule: messenger RNA, 911 nt
Organism: Leptopilina heterotoma
Lineage: Eukaryota; Metazoa; Arthropoda; Insecta; Hymenoptera; Figitidae
Exons: 2
Coding region: 264-755 (163 amino acids)
Source: RefSeq, a predicted model, not a curated record
UAUUAACCUCGGCGUGUAACCAAUUACCGACGGUGGAAUGACUGUAUCGACGAGUGAUAAUUAACCAACGAAAUUUAGCAUAGUAACUCCACUGGAACUCACCGUUGAAAAUAAGAAAACGAAGCGCGGAAGUUGCGACGCGUUCGUAGCUUGCGAGUCGGCCAUUUUUGUAAAUUCAUUCUCGUUCUGGCUGUCAUAAAGUUUACGUCACGACCGUGACUUUUUGCUAAAAUAUAAAAAAACUAACAGUAGUUGUGCUGACGAUGAGUCGGGGAACCAUCCGAGGGAGACGUCGACUUGACGUGGAUCGAAUUCUUUCUUCGGCUAGAUGCUUGGAGGAACCAGAGGUGGAUAAUUUGGUGUGCGCUCGACAUCUAUUUCUGAAUGGAAGGUUCCCAUCCCAGGAGUCCUUAUUCACGGAGGACGAUAUAGACAAAAUUAGACGCAGUAUCGCUUCAUCUCCUCACCUUCGUCUCACAGAUGAGGAAGAAAAACUCUUGCCUCGUCCUGAAGAUCCGCAAGUCGAGAUUCCUGGAUUAGUCUACCAACCUAUUUGUGAGCCUGUCGAGGCGGGACCUUCGCGUCCUCAGUUUCCCCCGAACCAUUGGGUUCUCGAAAUGAAGAAACAAAUCGCUUCUAGAGCCAAAACGCCGAGUUACUGGGGCAAAACAAAGGCCCGCAGAGGAAAAUGCGGCAAGUGCCUUCAAACUGGUCACGCAUAUCAUGAGUGCCCUCUCCAUAAGCGCAAUCAAUAACCUUAAAAACGAACAUGUUAAGAUUUCAUUCAAUGUAACCCUUGUGAGGUAGGGUUAAUAACCUCACCUUAGGAAUAAACAACCAUUGAAAAUAACUAUAUCCACAACUGAUUUAACUCUCUUCACUAAUGAAUCUCUGUUCUAAAUAUAAAUUUU